Molecule: messenger RNA, 1052 nt
Organism: Solanum lycopersicum (tomato)
Lineage: Eukaryota; Viridiplantae; Streptophyta; Magnoliopsida; Solanales; Solanaceae
Source: RefSeq, a predicted model, not a curated record
ACAAAUUGGAACUUGGAGCAUGCACAAUGGUUGCCUCUUUGGAACCAACAACUUCAAUAUGUUUGUGAUGCUCCGAUCAAUCGUGAACCACUUCGAUAUGACGACCCUUACCUUAUUUGGUUUAGACGCAUUACUCGUCUUGUUAUUGGUAAUCCUACUCAGCGUCCUCAACAACAAGAAGGUUAUGUGCCCAAUUCAACGGCAUAUGAAACAAUGGUGCGUCAUAUUCAUUCCAUGGUUGAUAGAGCAAAAGCCCUUGGUGAUCAGCCAUCAAUGGAGGAUUUAUACAUAUUUCGUGCAAUGGUUCGAAAUGAAGGAGAAAAGUGCUUGACAUACGUGCACGAGGAUGCUAGGAUUAAUGUACAAGCCGAUUAUAGAAGAGAUGAGGUACAUGAUGAUCAUUUACAUCAUCUGGUUCGUAGGCGAGGAAAAGGUGGUGUUGCCGGUAGGAGGGCUCGUGCUGUUGAGAAAGAACGAGCGCUUAUUGAAAUGGAUGAAUCAGUCUCCGAAGAUGAUCACACAACUUGUGAUUUUGGUUCCAUUUCAAGGGGACAAACUCAAGAAUUCACUCCCGGGGCAUCAGGGAGUCACUAUCUUUACCAGCAUGGCAAAAAAAAACAAGAAAUGAGAAACAAAGAACUGUAGUUAAAAGGUUUCAGGGAGCAUAACAAAUCUCCACACAUCUGAGAUGAGGUGCCAAUGGUUAGCACAUUUUCUUGAUGGAACAUUGAAGUUGCCAAGCAUAAAAGAGAUGGAAAGUGAUAUACAAGAGUGGGAAGAAUACAUGAAAACAUAUGCUGGAAAAGAGUACAAAAGGACUUGUAUUGCAGCCCUACACAUAUGGUACAAUGAUCAAUUGUGCAAAGACAUUGGGUGCAAAAAUAAAAGAAAGAAGACUACGUUUCCUACUUGCAAUCAGGUUAUGUUAGGCUAAGUCCUAAUAAUUAGUCCUAUUAAGUAUUUCCUAUAUUUUUGUUGCGACGACAAAAAGUUAUUAGUAAGUCGUUUUUCAUUGUUUGGUUAUCGGAAGUAUUUAAGAUAUUUUGAUGUGA